AUGAUUAUAUCGUAUCUGGCACGGAUUGUACUACUUUUACCUGAUCUUUCCGCAUCCGAUAAUGAUCGUCUAAUCAAUAUUGCCCGAACAUCACAUGCCCGGUUAGGGCACGUAAAUGAAGUUGGUGCUGAUGGACGUCACAACUACACGGCUUCACAACGAGCACAUGAACCAAGGACCCUCUCCAAAGCCACAUCCACUGCCGACCUUUCUGAUGACGGUGAACUUCUUGCAACUUCAGGAUAUGAACCAGCACGAUCGUAUGACCGGGACCGAUCGUGGAGCUCACGUAAGCCCAGGGACGAUGAGGAAUGUAUCCCCAUCAAUGAUACUCUACGAAAACAUCUUCUACAGAAUGUGCAAUAUUCUGACCACGUCCCCGAGCAUGAGAUGUUGGGUGGGAUAUUGGAUGAAGUUGGUGCCUCCACCCAGUACAACCCCCCACCAGCUAAGCCGACGACACCACCAACAGAUUUGUUAUGUGGGGCUUGA
Messenger RNA from Haemonchus placei, 492 nucleotides. The record is from the annotation of a GenBank genome assembly. NCBI's taxonomy places the organism in Eukaryota, Metazoa, Nematoda, Chromadorea, Rhabditida, Trichostrongylidae.